UUCUUCCCAUUGAAAUUUCCACAAUUAAGCAGCCAAUCAUUUCGAUGUUUACAAAUAUCUGUAAUUCUUGACAGUCGAGACAGUUCCAGUUCAAAAUAAUGUUGUCAGAAUCUCAACUAAAAUUUUAUUCUGAAAACGGAUACUUAGUGCUAGACGAAGUAUAUUCCUCAGGAGAAAUUUAUGAAUGUUCAUCCGAAUAUGAUAAGGUUUUUGAAUUGAAACAAAAUUCGGAUCUUGAGGCUACAUGGAAAGGAAACUGGACUACUGCAGAUGCUGCAUCCUCACCGUCAACUCAGGUUUUAUCCAUUCAUAGUUUACAAAAUCACGCUGCAAUUUUUACGAAAAUGCUUCUGAAAGACACUCUACUUGAGAUAGUUGCUGAUCUUAUUGGAACUAAAGAUAUUUUAUUACAUCAUACAAAAGCUCAUUUAAAACCACCUGGCAAAGGUUCACCUUUCCCAAUGCACCAGGAUUACCAAUACUUUCCUUACAAGAAUGAUUCUUUAGUAGCUGUGUUUAUACAUUUGGAUGAUACUAACAUGGAAAAUGGUGGAUUAGCUGUUUAUCCUGGGUCACAUAAACUUGGCCCGUUAGAAGAUAAGGGGGAUAUUUCGGGCUGGCACUAUGUCGACCAAGAUAAGUUUCCAAUUGAUAAAGCAACGCCCGUGAACGCUAGACGAGGGCAAGUCGUAAUAUUUUCAUACCUGCUCGUGCACGGAAGCUUCCCUAAUACUUCAGAUCGCGUGCGACGGAUGCUGCUCUUUCAGAUGAUGUCUGCGCACGACGAGAAACUCCGAGAAACCCAUCGUUCUCCUUGCCAAGGAAUGGUCCUAAGCGGUCGAAAUCCUCACGCUGUUUCAAAGGACUGACUGUCUCCCUCCGGUUGCUCAUCCUCUUCCAGAACUAUGUCGGUUAGUAACAUAAUCACCUC
Daphnia pulicaria is the source of this 931-nucleotide messenger RNA. Its product is annotated as phytanoyl-CoA dioxygenase, peroxisomal-like. The coding region runs from base 99 to 869 and encodes 256 amino acids. NCBI's taxonomy places the organism in Eukaryota, Metazoa, Arthropoda, Branchiopoda, Diplostraca, Daphniidae. Gene Ontology annotation, molecular function: phytanoyl-CoA dioxygenase activity. The record is from RefSeq and is a predicted model, not a curated record. Gene Ontology annotation, biological process: fatty acid alpha-oxidation. The transcript is spliced from 8 exons.